Messenger RNA from Musca domestica (house fly), 5748 nucleotides. Its product is annotated as endoribonuclease Dcr-2. Bases 284 to 5455 code for a protein of 1723 amino acids. The transcript is spliced from 9 exons. Lineage: Eukaryota; Metazoa; Arthropoda; Insecta; Diptera; Muscidae. Gene Ontology annotation, biological process: apoptotic DNA fragmentation; siRNA processing. Gene Ontology annotation, molecular function: deoxyribonuclease I activity; ATP binding; ribonuclease III activity. Gene Ontology annotation, cellular component: RISC complex; cytoplasm; nucleus. The record is from RefSeq and is a predicted model, not a curated record.
CUUGAAUUCGUGAUAGAACAGCUUAUUGAUACCUUCCUCAGAAAUUGCAUUGUAAAGUUUGUUCUUCCCCGGUUUUGUAGGCUGCCCCGUCUGCCUCCCUCUGCCAUCGACCAUUCUGUAACGAACACGUCACUGCGUCCACUAGACCAAAGCAAAGUAUAUAAAUAAGACGCUGUUCAUGAAAUUUCAUCAUACCUGGAGAACUCCUCUACAUGAAAGGAAGUGCGAUUAAAACUAAAGAUAUUUUUAAACCACAAUAAGAUUAUAGAUUUGAUGCCUGAAAAUGGUGAAUGUUGUUAAAGAUGAUAAGGAUAUUAUCAAACCUCGCCCAUAUCAAUUGGACUUGGUGGAUUAUGUUAUGGAGAGAAAUGGCAUAAUUUAUCUACCAACUGGAGCUGGGAAGACAUUUGUGGCGAUAUUAGCUUUGAAAAAAUUCGCCCAUACAUUGCAAAACACAAUUAAAAAUGGUGGCAAACGUGCGAUUUUUAUGUGUAACACCGUUGAAUUGGCCCGACAACAGGCAGAAGAAAUUCGAAAAACUACCAAUCUAAAAGUUGGCUUGUACAUUGGAGAACGUGAUGUCGACAAUUGGCAGCGUAAAAAAUGGGAAACCGAAAUAGAAGAUCAUCAGGUUUUCGUUGGUACCGCCCAAAUUUUCGUUGACAUUUUAACGCAAAACUUGAUUAAAGUCUCCGAUCUAAGUGUGGUUAUUAUUGAUGAAUGCCAUCAUGCCACCGGCGGUCAUCCAAUGAAAACAUUUCUAAGUGUUUUUCCUCUACAGCCAACGGAGGGUCCUCGCGUAAUUGGCUUGACUGGUGUUCUAAUCAAAGGCAACAAGCUGGGCAAUGUUAUAGGCGAAUUGAAGAAACUAGAAUCAACAAUGCGUGGGAAUAUAAUUACGGUUCGCUCGGCCGAGGAAAUGCAAAAUGUUAUGGUCUACUCCACCAAACCCUUCGAAGAGAUGGUGUCAUUUGGAUCUAAUCGCCAUACCUUUAGGGCAGAGGAUAAAGUGAGGCAAUUGGUUGAGGAAUGCAAUACUUUUAUUGACAGCUGGAGCAUUGGCGCAGUGACCCUCAAGAUGUCAAAAAACCUAAAUAAGUUACGUGAACCCAACAAAAAGAAUUUUGCCAAAAAUUUACUCAAUGAUUUCAUUUAUCAAAUGAAUGAUUUGGGUCUAUAUCCCGCCUCCAUAGCCAUCAUGUCCCUCAUUAUAGAAUUCGAAGUGAAGAAGAAACAAGCCGAAACCAUCGCCUUGCGGAACAUGUACCGAAGAAUACUGCAUGACUGUGAACGUAUACGUCACAUUAUUGUCAAGGAACUCAAAGAUAUGCUGGACGAAGAUGACACGGCUGCUGCAACCAGCAACGAUAGCUGUAUAAAUACUCUGCAUGUUAUUCAAAAUUAUUCCACACCCAAACUGCGAUCUUUUUUGGGCUGCAUCAGCGAUAAAUUCAAGAAUAAACAAGCCAAAGACAUUGCCUGUUUGGUGUUUGUCAAUCGGCGUUACACAGCCAAGUGCCUAUAUCAUGUUGUAGCACGUUACGUGGAACAGUGCAAAGAUUUGCGUGACAUUGUGAAACCCCAAUUUAUGGUGGGUCGUCAGAACAUCCUGGCCUCCAUUGAAAGUUUAUUGGAUGCCAAGUGGCAAAAGUCGGCCAUAAAAGAAUUUCGCGAACAUGAAUGUAAUAUGAUUAUAUGUUCCGAUGUCCUGGAGGAAGGCAUCGAUGUCCAGGCAUGCAACUAUGUGUUUGUAUUCGACCCCUUGAAGACAUUCAACUCGUAUAUACAAACAAAGGGUCGGGCGCGCAGUCAAAAUUCAUAUUACACAAUAUUCACCCCGGAAGCGAAUAAAGUGGUACUUGUCGAACAAAUUCGCAAAUAUCGUCAAACUCAUGAAGAGAUUAAAACAUUUUUGAUAACACGCUGCUUGGAGCGUGACGAUCCGAGCGAAAUGGAAAUUGCCGAGCAGUUUGUGGAUUUGAUACCGCCCUAUGUGAUACCCAGUGGUGCAAAGCUAUUGGCAGCCUCAGCAUUGGCUCUGUUGAAUCGUUAUUGUGCAAGUCUGCCGUGGGAUGCUUUUGGUCAAGUACUGCCAUGGUAUACGAAAUUGCUGCCAAAUAAAAAAGGUCAGAUAGCUGUAUCUGUGACAUUGCCUCUGCAGUCUACGGUUCGAGAAAUAAUAUGUAGCGAUUAUAUGAACACUGCCAAAGAAGCAAAAAUUUCGGCAGCUUUCAAGGCCUGUGUUCGACUCUAUGAAAAUGGUGAGCUGAACGAUUUCCUUUUGCCCAUCACCAAGAGGGAAUGUAUUGAAAAAGUUUCAAACCAUCUUUUCCAACAUUGGCAGAAGUUUGAUGAUAGCGUUUGCCGCAAAGAAGUUGGCAAGCAGCAGGUGCGAAUCUAUCAACGCAAAUGUCCCGAAGAACUUUUUAAUGCCAUGCCGGCGCCGGGUGUCACAUCAUAUGCCUAUGCCAUAGAAUAUGCCACCGAGUUUCCAUUGAAUUGCUAUAAUGAACAUAUUGACACGUAUUUUAGACAGCCCACCACUUAUGCUAUCCUGUCCAGCAAACCGCUGCCCAAAUUAGCGGAGAUGCCCUUGUUUAUGUCCCAGGGGAAAAUACGCAUUAAAAUCGUGGAAAAUCCCAUAACCGUUGUUGUCCAAAGUGAACAGCAACUGAAGCAACUGCAAAACUUCCACACAAUGAUAUUCAAAGAUAUUCUGCAUAUUUGGAGAGAUUUUCUUGUGGUGGAUCAUAGAAAUAGGGAUUAUUCCUAUUUGAUAGUGCCGCUAAACGAACAGCAAACAAUUGAUUGGUCCUUGGUAAAUCGUUUCCCCCAACUGCAGGCAAAACGGACAGUGGCCGAAAGAAACAAUGCCGCUCUCUACCGUCCACAGGAUUAUCUGGAUAAGGUUGUUACGAAAUGGUACAGCGAUGCGGAACAUGAAAAUUUCAUUGUAACAAAAAUACGUGAUGACCUCACACCCGAGAGUCCAUUCGAUGGUGAAACUUAUAAAUCCUAUGCAAAAUUCUAUGAAUCGCGUUAUAAUCUCCAUAUAGCUAAUCCGCGGCAAUUCCUGUUGGAGGUGAAACCAUUAACACAUCGUCGAAAUUUCUUCAAUAAUGCCAGCAAUAAAAGCAGUGAAAAACGAAAGGAAACCAAUCGCAUUAUUCUAGUGCCAGAAUUGUGUCAUAAUUAUCAAUAUCCCGGAAAUUUGUGGUUGAAAGCCCUGCUGUUGCCCAGCAUUUUGCAUCGCCUUGUCCAUAUGUUACAUGCUGAGCGUUUGCGUCGGCGCAUCAAUCAAUAUUUGGGUUUGGAACGUUACUUUGGCGACUAUCGGCCGCAGCCGUUGAUAAUUGAUGUAUCGCUGAAACGAGUUCUGGACGAUGAUGAUAAUGUGGUGCGAGAAAAGGAGUACAAAAAAUCCAUAGCUUCCCUACCAACCAAGGAGCCAACCAAAGACUAUCAAGUUCAAUCACUGGAUCUAGAUGACGCGACCACUUGGAAAUCUCAUUUGGAACCAGUCGACCUGCAACGACGUCUCGACAAAUCCUAUCCAAUUGAAAUUGAUUACUAUCAUAAAUUCAUAUCGGAUUUUAUAGAGAAAUUGGAAAACAUGAAAUUAACAGAAGAAGAGAAAUGGACCAAAUGUCAACUGGAUGCCCAUGUUCCAAUGAGAGUUAAUAGUGGUGGUGGUGGCGGUUCCAACUCUUUGGGCGAACAACGUUUGUCCAUCCGGGACACUCCGCGCCAAGAUAAGACCAAUAUAAAUAUAUUGAAAUUGAAUUUUGUGGCCGACAAUCAGCUCAAAUCAGCUGAACAAUAUGAAUUUUUGGCUGCCCUCACCACGGCCGGUGUUAACGAUGUUUUCGAUAUGGAACGUUAUGAGCUGUUGGGUGAUGCCUUUCUCAAAUUCUCCGCUUCGCUGUAUUUAACCAAUAAAUAUACAACCUGGAACGAAGGUUAUCUGACCGUCAUUAAAAGUCGCAUGGUCUCCAAUCGUAAUUUGCUCUAUUGUCUAAUGGAUACGGAUAUUUGUCAACGCAUUUGCAGCGCCCUGUUCAAACCAAACUCCGCCUGGCUGGCCCCAUUGUCUAGUUUACCCUCAAAUCUGUUGGAUUUGUUGGCAAAAUUCCCCGCAACAGCGGUGGCAAUGUUGGAACCCAAAGAUUUCUAUAAUCUGCAAUUGACCGAGACGGAAAUGAAGACGGGCCAAUGUUCGGGCGAAAAACUGGAACGUUUUGCCCAGGCCUGUGUCCGCAAUCAAAGCCUAUUGGCGGGCAAUGUCAAUGUUUCACCGGAUAAUGAAAUCAACAUGUAUGCCUAUCAAUAUGUGUUGCGGGACAAAGUUGUGGCCGACACUCUGGAAGCAUUGCUGGGGGUUUGUGUGAAAAAUUACGGCAUACAUCGCUCGUUUCGUAUGUUGGAAUACUUUGGCAUAUGCAAAUCGGAGCAGGGCAGGCCGCUGGACAAUCUAUUGGAUUUGAAAUUGAACAGCGCCCAGUUGCGUACGAAUGUCUCGAGAUCGGAGGUGAAUGCGUUUUUGUUGAACGUGGAACAUUUGGAAAAGAAUUUGGGUUAUCAGUUCAAGGAUCGUGCCUAUUUGUUGCAGGCCCUGACACAUCCAUCGUAUCCAACGAAUAGGAUAACAGGCUGCUAUCAGGAAUUGGAAUUUAUUGGUGAUGCCAUACUCGAUAUGUUGAUGACCUGUUACAUAUUUGAACGUUUCGAGAAUAUGGAUCCGGGCAAAAUGACAGAUCUGCGCUCCGCUUUGGUCAACAACAUAACACUGGCCUGUAUCUGUGUACGUUAUAAAUUCCAUUUGUUCCUGCUGUACGAGAAUGGUCAAUUGGGCGAAGCUAUUAAAACGUUUGCCGAAUUUCAAGAGACCCAAGAUCAUCGAGUCACCGAUCAGGUGCGCAUACUCAUGGAAGAAACUUCAAAUGAACUAGAUCCAUAUGCGAAUGAUGACGACGACGACGACGAUAAUGAUCCUGAUGCAAUGGAUGUGUUUGAUGAUGAUGGGCCAAAGGCUUUCCCCGCAAUUAGUGAUGAUGCGACGACGCCAUCUAAAUCAUCACCCUCAUAUUAUAUGUCGGUUAAAAUCGAUGUACCCAAGACAUUGGGUGAUAUUGUGGAGGCCUUAAUUGGUGCCAUCUAUUUGGAUUGUCGCGAUCUGGAGAGAACAUGGAAAGUGAUUUUUAAUCUCUUCGAAAAUGAACUGAAUGAAUUCUCCCGCGAAAUACCCAUUGAUCCCGUCCGCCAAUUGGGUGAAAUAAAACACGCCAAUCCGGUGUAUUCGAAACCCAUAAUUGACAAUGAUACGGUAUUGGUGAAGUGUAUUUUCAACUGUUUGGAUCGUACGGUGACGACAAAUGGUUUUGGCAGCAAUGGCAUUCUGGCGAAGAAAGCUGCUGCCAAACAAGCCUUACAAGUGUUGGCCAAGAAUGCCAAUUAAAAAUGGUAUGGUUGUGAGUGUUUUUUUUUUCGAUUAUGUGUAAAUAUGUUGCUCGUCUACGUCUGUUCCCUGUCGAUAGCAGUAAUUUUUCAAUUGCUUUUCAUUUUUCAGGCAAUUAACGAAAUUUUGUCAGUGUGUCAGCGAUGCUAUUAUACAAAUCGCUAAGACCAAUUUCAAAUAAUUUUUUAAAUUUUAAUUAUUUGAAAGUUACUGAUUUUUGUCGAUAAUCGUAAUAAUAACAUAUUGGUACAAGUCCUGUCAUAACUGAUUGCAGUUACAAAUUGAAAAAUGUA